AUGAAGCCAUAUUUUGGGUUACGGGGUACAAACCUGAAUAUUAUGAUCAGUAUCAUUGCUGGUCUGGAUUUCUUACUUUUCGGUUAUGACCAGGGUGUUAUGGGAGGUCUAUUGACCUUGAACUCUUUCGUCACUACUUUUCCUGAAAUCGACACCACUGCAGCCGGUGAAGUUGGUCUCUCUGCGGCUCAGAAAAGCAACCGUUCUACCGUGCAAGGUAUCACGACCGCUUCAUACAACUUGGGAUGUUUCUUCGGUGCCGUUUUCUGUAUUUGGAUCGGUAACUACCUCGGCCGUCGCAAGACUAUCUUCUUUGGCUCAAUUAUCAUGGUCAUCGGCGCUACACUGCAAUCAUGCGCCUACAGCCUCCCUCACCUGAUCGUGGGCCGUAUCGUGACUGGUAUCGGCAAUGGAAUGAACACAUCCACCGUCCCCACCUGGCAAUCCGAAUGUAGCAAGUCUCAUCACCGUGGACCUCUCGUCAUGCUGGAAGGUGCCUUGAUCGCCGGUGGUAUUACAAUCAGUUACUGGAUUGAUCUUGGAUUCUCUUUCCUGGACCCCAGCUCCGUCGCAUGGCGAUUCCCAAUCGCUUUCCAGAACGUUUUCACCCUUGUCAUUCUAUUCUGUGUCUUGCCUCUUCCCGAGUCUCCACGCUGGCUAAUCAUGAAGGGUCACGAGGAAGAAGCAAUCGAAGUACUAGGUGCUAUUUUGGAUCUCCCCGAGGACGACCCAUACGUUCACUCCGAGUUCACUGCUAUCAAGGAUGCAGUUCUGGACGCCAACACCGUUAGCUUCCGUGACCUUUGUACCAUGGACGAGAACCGUCACCUGCACCGUGUUGUUCUCGCCUACGUCAACCAGAUGUUCCAGCAGAUCUCCGGUAUCAACCUGAUCACCUACUACGCUGCUACUAUCUACGAGAAUUCCAUUGGUAUGGAUGGUCUCACUUCUCGUAUUAUGGCUGCUUGCAACGGUACCGAAUACUUUCUUGCUUCGCUGAUUCCCAUCUUCAUCAUUGAGAAGGUCGGCCGUCGUACUCUGAUGUUGGUCGGUGCUGCCGGCAUGUCCAUUUCAAUGGCUGUCCUUGCCAUCUGUACUAGUUUCGAGGGACAAAGCAAGCCCGGUGUCGCCGCUGCCGUGUUCCUGUUCGUCUUCAAUACCUUCUUCGCCCUUGGCUGGCUGGGUAUGACCUGGUUGUACCCCGCUGAGAUUGUUCCUCUGCGUAUCCGUGCUCCUGCCAACGCUCUCGCAACCUCUGGAAACUGGAUCUUCAACUUCAUGGUCGUCAUGAUUACACCCGUCGCAUUCCAGAACAUCAAAUACAAGACCUACAUCAUCUUCGCCGUUAUCAACGCCUUCAUCUUCCCUGUCGUCUACUUCUUCUAUCCCGAGACCGCCUACCGAUCUCUCGAGGAAAUGGACGGCAUCUUCCAAAAGACCACAACUGUCUUUAACGUUGUUUCUGUCGCCCGCAACCAGCCUCACCGCUACGGCCGAAACGGCGAGCUUCUCAUCAACUACGAAGAUACCGAGGAGCAUCUUCGUCGCGCCAGCCGAGUCUCCGAGAAGCAUGGCAAGACCUUUGCCCAAAGUGGCCAUAUGGAGGAUGGAGGAAAGACCGGUGCUCACGUCGAGAACAACCAAGACAGCGUCUCAACAAGCAGCUAA
This is a messenger RNA of Penicillium angulare, 1668 nucleotides long. RefSeq names its product sugar porter family MFS transporter. Gene Ontology annotation, biological process: carbohydrate transport; transmembrane transport. Gene Ontology annotation, molecular function: carbohydrate:proton symporter activity. The record is from RefSeq and is a predicted model, not a curated record. Gene Ontology annotation, cellular component: membrane. The transcript is spliced from 5 exons. NCBI's taxonomy places the organism in Eukaryota, Fungi, Ascomycota, Eurotiomycetes, Eurotiales, Aspergillaceae. Bases 1 to 1668 code for a protein of 555 amino acids.